Chrysochloris asiatica (Cape golden mole) is the source of this 1880-nucleotide messenger RNA. It is a transcript of the gene MCOLN3, whose product is annotated as mucolipin 3. The transcript has 12 exons. Gene Ontology annotation, molecular function: NAADP-sensitive calcium-release channel activity. The record is from RefSeq and is a predicted model, not a curated record. Bases 5 to 1666 code for a protein of 553 amino acids. Gene Ontology annotation, cellular component: plasma membrane; lysosomal membrane. NCBI's taxonomy places the organism in Eukaryota, Metazoa, Chordata, Mammalia, Afrosoricida, Chrysochloridae.
AGAGAUGGCAAAUCCUGAGGUAGUUGUAAGUAGCUGCAACUCUCACAUAGAGGAAAAUCCCUGCAGUUUUAAUCAGCAUACAUCUGUCUCUGAGGAGCUUCUAUUAGAAGACCAAAUGAGGCGAAAACUCAAAUUUUUUUUCAUGAAUCCUUGUGAGAAGUUCUGGGCUCGAGGAAGAAAACCAUGGAAACUUGCCAUACAAAUUCUGAAAAUUGUAAUGGUGACUAUUCAGCUGGUCUUGUUUGGGUUAAGCAACCAAAUGGUGGUGACAUUCAAGGAAGAAAACACUAUAGCAUUCAAACACCUCUUCCUAAAAGGCUAUAUGGACCGAAUGGAUGACACAUACGCAGUAUACACGCAAAGAGAUGUGUACGAUCAGAUCAUCUUUGCAGUGAAUCAGUACUUGCAGCUCUGCAGCAUCUCCGUUGGGAAUCAUGCUUAUGAGAAUAAGGGUACUGAGCAAUCUGCUAUGGCAAUCUGUCAGCACUUCUACAAGCAAGGAAACAUCUGUCCUGGAAAUGACACCUUUGAUAUUGAUCCAGAAAUCGAAACUGAAUGCUUCUUUGUCGAGCCAGAUGAGCCUUUUCACAUUGGAACACUAGAAGAAAAUAAACUCAACUUAACCCUGGACUUCCACAGACUCUUAACAGUGGACCUUCAGUUUAAACUAAAGGCAAUUAAUCUGCAGACAGUCCGUCACCACGAACUCCCUGACUGUUACGACUUUACUUUGACUAUAACAUUUGACAACAAGGCCCAUAGUGGAAGAAUUAAAAUAAGUUUAGAUAACAACAUUGCCAUCAGAGAAUGUAAAGACUGGCACGUAUCUGGAUCAAUUCAGAAGAACACUCAUUACAUGAUGAUCUUUGAUGCUUUUGUCAUCCUGACCUGCUUGGCUUCACUAAUUCUCUGCGUUCGAUCUGUGAUCAGAGGACUUCAGCUUCAGCAGGAAUUUGUCCAUUUUUUCCUCAUUCGUUAUAAAAAAGAAGUUUCUGUUUCUGAUCAAAUGGAAUUUGUCAAUAGAUGGUACAUCAUGAUUAUUAUUAGUGAUAUAUUGACAAUCAUUGGAUCAAUUCUGAAAAUGGAAAUUCAAGCUAAGAGUUUGUCAAGCUAUGAUGUCUGUAGCAUCCUGCUUGGGACUUCUACCCUGCUUGUGUGGCUUGGAGUCAUCCGAUACCUUGGGUUCUUUCAGAAGUACAAUCUCCUUAUUCUGACCCUUCAGGCAGCACUGCCGAAUGUCAUCAGGUUCUGCUGCUGUGCGGCUAUGAUUUAUUUAGGCUAUUGCUUCUGUGGAUGGAUUGUCCUGGGUCCUUAUCACGAUAAGUUUCGUUCUCUGAACAUGGUCUCUGAGUGCCUUUUCUCUCUGAUAAAUGGAGAUGACAUGUUUGCCACAUUUGCAAAAAUGCAGCAAAAAAGUUACUUGGUCUGGGUGUUUAGCAGAAUCUACCUCUACACAUUCAUCAGCCUCUUUAUAUACAUGAUUUUAAGCCUUUUCAUUGCACUAAUUACUGAUACAUAUGAAACAAUUAAGCAUUACCAACAGAAUGGGUUCCCAGAGACUGAACUUCGUACUUUUAUAUUGGAGUGCAAAGAUCUACCCAACUCUGGAAAAUACAGAUUAGAUGACGACCCUUCAGUAUCUCUUUUCUGCUGUUGUAAUAAAUAGCUAUCAAGUUUAUCUGUAUUCUAGAGGAAAAUGUAGCAUGUAGCUGAAUUGAGAGACUAUAUAGAUACUUUAAGUGUGGCAUGUUCAAAGACCAACUAUUAUGUUGCGCUAAUGGGUAUCUUUCACUCAGAACUAUGUUUGUAUUUUUAAAAGUGUUUUUAAUGUCUUUUAAAAUUUUAUGCUUUAUUUAAGCAGUUUUGAUGAGGGCAGCCAU